AAGUCAUAUUUCCAGACAGGUACGUGUGAAUCCUCAGGGGCCCGCAAACUUCCGAGAACUGUUUAAUGUGCUUGACCAUAUUUGGAGGUGUAUCUGUUUGUCAGCCAAUCAGAACAUUGUUAUUGAAGGGGGGCCUUGGAAACCAACGGGGUAUACAGUCCACGACAUACGAGGCCAAGUACAUAAGCGAUCUCGCCCGGUUUUCAGGGUUCUUCAGCACAUGAGAUGGGGUUCUCUCAAGCAUCUCUCUUGUCCAAGAUCGGACUUGGACUUUGUGUGGCUGGCCUGAUUUUUGACCUCAUUGGCUUCCCAUCACCGGGUUGGACGACAUUAACUUUAAAUUCAGUAACAUAUUCAAAUGGAUUGUUCCAGAUAUGUGUUUAUUCAUCCAGUUCAUCGCAGUGUGCACAAAUAACUGGCGUCAUCCCUGACUGGUACGACGCAGUGAGAGCCUUGUCCAUAAUUGGGUUUCUGCUGGGACUGGCUUGCGUGGUUGUGUUGUGCAUCUACGUGCUGGUGAAGAACGACUUGAAGUUGUUACAGAUCUGUGCACUGGUGCUGGCCUUCCUCUCAGCAAUUUUCAUCCUUGCUGGGGCGAUCCUUUAUGCAGACAAGCAGGAACACACAAAUCUAGGCUGGUCGUUUGCUCUCACAGUUGUCGGGGCGGUGUUGCUCCUGAUAGGGGGGAUUGUCCUGACGGUGGACAAAAUAAUUGGAUGACUCAGGGCCGGGAGUGGGUGAAGUGGAUGGCUGUAUUCUCAUUCAAACUAAACGCCAUAGAGAAAGAAGCCAAAUAUAUUUACUCUUUGUAGACAACGAUUGUUCUUUACUGGUAUAACUGUUAAUACGGUUGUCUUAUACAUAUGAGCAGUCGGGUAGCCUAGUGGUUAAAGCGUUUCAUUUUUUACGAGUCUACACAUGUAGAUAAACAUAUGUCAUGGUUAACUUUUAGUGAGAAAAUAUGCUGAAACGUGAAAAACCUUGUCCAUUUACGUAGUUUUCCUUUGUUUACAUCACGUGCUGUCAUCGAAGCCACACGGAGUGUGAGAGUUACGUUCACCUUGAUGAAUAAAUAUAUUUUGUCGUGUACCUCACAGUGGUGUUAUGCGAAGUUAUGUUACUUCUAAAAAAGACGAUUAAUUAAAAACUAGACGUAAAUUUUAAGACGUUUGCAUAUAUUGUCUUAGAAAAAUGUUUAUAGAUUAAGUUCAGGUGAGUAGUUGUAAUAUUUUCAUUCCAAAGCUGGCAAACAACCACAUAGAUGUUUUGACAUAUGUCAUGAUGUAGUCAUUUCAUUCUGGACGUAUUUUUCCUUAAUUGAGUCAUAUACGCAAGAAUUCUGCAUCAGGGGAAACCCUGGUUAGGGUUUGAAAAAUUCAUUAUAACAAUGGAAAAUUAUUAAAAUCAUUUUUUUCCUAUUGACUGCACCCCUCCAUAUGACACAGAUUAUAUGUACUAAGUUUGAGAUGAAUCCACUGAAUAGUUUAAGAGAAAUCGCGCGGACAAAGUUUUCGGACGGACGGACGGACGGACGGACGGACGGAAUAAUAAAAAAUUGUGAAAUCUACCCAGCUUUCUUUCUUAAGCUUGUUACAUGGGUGAUACCAUUUUACUUAAUCAAGGGUACAGGGUGCUAAUUACUGAUGCAGCCAGCCAUAACGAGUGUUGUUUAAACGGGUCAGCGUUUUGGUAGGUCUUCGUUUUGGGAAGAUACCUUAAAGCGUUCGCUCGUCACGCCGAAGACCCGGGUUCGAUCCCCGACAUAGGGACAAUGUUUGAAGCCCAUUUCUGGUGUCACCCGCCGUGAUUUUGCUGGAAUAUUUGCGGCGUUAAACCAUACUCACUCACUGUAAUACGCAUAUGUAACUACUGCUUAUUUGAGUAGGAAUAGGAGAGCGAGACAGACAGAAAAAUAUGAUAUACAUGUACAUAUAUGUUUCAUGGCAAUAUUACAAUAGUUAAGUUCAUCAUAAAAACAGAAUGUUCGGAGUGUUGCUCAUUGAAAAAUAAAGAAUUUUAAACCUA
Haliotis rufescens (red abalone) is the source of this 2025-nucleotide messenger RNA. RefSeq lists its product as uncharacterized. The record is from RefSeq and is a predicted model, not a curated record. The transcript is spliced from 3 exons. Gene Ontology annotation, cellular component: membrane. The coding region runs from base 226 to 720 and encodes 164 amino acids. Lineage: Eukaryota; Metazoa; Mollusca; Gastropoda; Lepetellida; Haliotidae.